Molecule: messenger RNA, 1655 nt
Organism: Mercenaria mercenaria
Lineage: Eukaryota; Metazoa; Mollusca; Bivalvia; Venerida; Veneridae
Product: deoxynucleotidyltransferase terminal-interacting protein 2-like
Exons: 6
Biological process (GO): RNA processing
Cellular component (GO): nucleolus
Molecular function (GO): RNA binding
Source: RefSeq, a predicted model, not a curated record
UUCGGUGUAGCAAUUUCCUGUGGAUGUCCUUAGGUCACCUGGAACACGUGAAAAUCAUAUAAAAGAUGUCUUCAGAUAGUUCUACUUCUGAUAGUGAAAUAAGUAGUGGUGAAGAAGUCGACAAAGAUGUAUUUAAGGCUUUCCAAGCUAUAAAACGUAAUCUAAGUUCUGUUGAACAGAAAGAAAAGAGAAGUUCUUCCAAAAGUAAAAAUAAGAAUGCCAGUGAAGAAAGGACCAGCACCUCUACAAGACAUAAACUGAUUUAUCAAACAUUUAAAAAGGUUGAUACAUCCGAAAAAUGUGAAAAGAAAGGAUUAGAUCAAGCAAACGAGAAUGAUGUUGACAGCACAGAGUUGAACAAUUUUUUUAUUGACAAGGGCCCUACUCACAAAGACAACGAUUUAGACGAUAUUGUCGCUUAUGACCUCACAAAUUUUGCAGAAACGGUUGAUGUGGACUCUGAAGGUCAAGAUUUUAAUGACGUAGUUUCUUAUGACUUGACAAAUAUUGACAGUUCUGCCAGUAAACUUUUAGAAAAUAAAAACAUGUCCAGUUCUAGUGAAGACACUGAUAGCGAAAAUGAGAAAGCAGAAACAGACCAUAUAGAACGUCAAAGGUGGAAGAAAGAGCAAAAGAUGAAAAAGAAAAGAGAAAAGGGACUUCUGUCAAGCAAACUUGAAGCUGGAGUGGCAGUUAACGAUGUGUAUGUCAAUGUUGAUCCCCUUAGUAAAUCGAAGAUUCAUAAGAAUAUCAGUAAAGACAAACAGAAACACAGGGAACCAGAGGUAAUGAAGAAAAGCAUGAUAACAGAUGACUUUGAGAGACAGGAUUCGAUACAGACCACACAUGUUAGUGUUAGACAACAGAAGAAACAAAGAAAACUUGAGAGAGAGAAGACCAAGGGAGGUAAAUGGUUCAACAUGCCGGCAACAGAGUUAACAGACGAGAGGAAGUACGAUCUUACAGUGCUACAGAUGAGAAAAGCUCUUGAUCCUAAACGUUUCUACAAGGCUAACGAUCUCAAAGCCACACCCCAAAUAUUUUCCAAGUAAAUAUAUUUUGGUAAAGUGGUUGAGGAUGCGACAGAUUUCUACAGUUCUAGGAUUCCAAAGAAACAGAGAAAGUCGACUGUCGUGGAGGAACUUCUUGCCGACGCUGAAUUUAGAAAGUUUAAUAAAAGAAAGUAUGAAGAGGUACAAGAAGCAAAGAGACAUGGUAAAGGUCCAUACAAACAUAUGAAGAGACUGAAAAAGAGGAAAAAAUGAAGAUGAUAUACAUAGACUAUCCAAAGUUAUGCAUUAUAUACAAUAUACAAGUUAUGUAUUAAACACAAAGUUAGGCAUUUGAUUCAGAGUUAGGCAUUACUUCUAAAGGAGGUAUGCAUGAUAAUUAACUGGAGAAAAUGACAUUCAAAUACUUGAUAUUACAGUAUGUGCAUCUUUAUCGAGAAAAAUGUAAUUAUACUGAUGGGUUAUAUUCACAGAUUUUAAAUAAAGGAGGUAUGAAAUACUUGAGGAACUCUGUGUACAGUCUGUGAACACAGCUGUUUAGUUACACAAGUUCACAUUGUUUGAAUCGAUAUUUGGUAUGUUAUCAUGAAUAUGUUAUACACUGACUAACUUUUGUUGAGAAUAAAAAAGUUAACCUGCAUAAAA